CAUGGACUUGAUUAUUUGACUAAGGAUUGUCGAACUAAUUAAUGCUCUACUUGCAAAUCGAAAUAAAAUUACGCAGCUGAGCACUUGUUUUUGAGAGUGCAGAGAAAAACUCAGCUACUUGAUGAAUGUGAUUGCUGUAGGAGCUUUCCUCUCACACGCUGCAACGAAGUUACAGUCAUUGUUGUGUCAGACAUCGAGUCGUAGAGACGUAGAAUUCACAAAGCUAAAGCAUUUCUUGGGAACAUCCGAAGAACUUUAUCUACAAUGUCUGAGGCGCAUUUUGACGAAUAUGAACACUAUAAUUUCGAUCAUGACAAGCACAUAUUCUCGGGUCACAGCGGCAAGCAGCGAUCGAAGAAAGAAGCCAGCAUUCAUACAAAUCAUUUUGAUCCCUCGGGUCAUUCUAGAAAGAUUUUAACCAAGCUGAUAAACACCAACAACAACAAAAAAGCUUCCAACAAUUACAUUUUGAUGAAUGAAAAGUGAAAAGUAACACUAGAAAGUAAAUGUAUUACUUUC
Messenger RNA from Drosophila albomicans, 519 nucleotides. RefSeq names its product nuclear protein 1-like. The coding region runs from base 265 to 486 and encodes 73 amino acids. The record is from RefSeq and is a predicted model, not a curated record. The transcript has a single exon. Lineage: Eukaryota; Metazoa; Arthropoda; Insecta; Diptera; Drosophilidae. Gene Ontology annotation, biological process: negative regulation of cell cycle; negative regulation of cell population proliferation; regulation of transcription by RNA polymerase II. Gene Ontology annotation, cellular component: nucleus.